Messenger RNA from Lingula anatina, 1944 nucleotides. RefSeq names its product retinol dehydrogenase 7. The record is from RefSeq and is a predicted model, not a curated record. Gene Ontology annotation, cellular component: intracellular membrane-bounded organelle. NCBI's taxonomy places the organism in Eukaryota, Metazoa, Brachiopoda, Lingulata, Lingulida, Lingulidae. Gene Ontology annotation, biological process: steroid metabolic process. Gene Ontology annotation, molecular function: oxidoreductase activity.
AUGGCGUAAUAUACUACGCCAGCGAUACGUAUUGUUAGCGUGGUGGCUGACAUACGACUGACUUUUAUCGUGUUAAUAUCUUAGUACACUGACCAAGGUUCGCUUGACCUACUUCAGUCCUGAUCUUCAGCGCACCACAUAUCACCACUAGAUGCACAUUGUAGGCUGGGCUAGGUGAAAACAAGAGGCAGGCCAAGCCGGGGUCCGUCAUUCACAGCUCGCUUAGUGUAUGUGUAAGAUUCAAAACUUACAUUGUUGUCGUAGUUGGACUGUAGCUGGCCUGAAGUCCAGACACCAUGGAAGUCUGUUCUCUUACCGUCAUUGCUGUAGUAGUGGUGCUGGGGUUUAUACUGAACAGGUUUCUGCGUAGUCUACGUAUCAAUAGGUACUCAUACGCCCUCAAGUACGUGCUCAUAACAGGCUGCGACACAGGGUUUGGAAACAUAACGGCUAAGAAACUCUACCAGAUGGGCUUCAACGUGUUUGCUGCCUGCCUGACUGAGGCUGGCAAAGAAGAGUUAGUCCAGUUUGCGAACAAUGAAAAUAAGUCGAACAAAAUGAUACCAUUUUCAAUGGACGUAACAAAAACGGAAAGUAUCAAGGAAGGUUACAGCUUUGUCGAAGGGCAAAUACCGCAUGGGAAAGGAUUGUGGGGCCUAGUUAACAACGCAGGGAUAGCAGGACCAGUAGGGGGGAUCGAGUUUUUCACCAAAGCCCACUACCAACGGGUCCUCGACGUUAACGCCCUUGGGAUGUUUGACGUGACGACCCACUUCCUUCCCUUGUUAAAGAUAGGGAAGGGGAGAAUUGUUAACACCGCAAGCAUCAUGGGAAGGCUUGGUUUCGCCGGUAUCGCACCAUAUUGUGUGUCCAAAUAUGCGGUAGAGGCGUUUUCAGAUUCUGCUAGGCGUCAACUCAAACUGUGGGGUGUCAGUGUUCACAUUGUGGAACCCGGGUUCUUCAGGACCAACAUCACCGACCUCAGCUUACUGGAGGAGAACUAUAGGAAGACGUUUUACGGGGCUGACCCGAAGGUCAUUGAAGAAUACGGACAGGAAUUUUUUAAAGAAACAAUGGAGGUUCAACUAAAGAAAUCCGUUGUGAUUGCCAACAAAAACAUCCAUCUAGUCCGGGACGCCUACAUUCAUGCGUUAACUGCCGUGUACCCUUACGUCAGGUAUUAUGUCGGACCGGACGCCCAUUUGUUCUAUAUCCCUCUGGCCUUUUUACCCGGCGCCAUCCAGGACAAGAUAUUUGCCGUUUUGUCCAAGCCUCCGUUGCCAGCGGCUUUGAAGAAAAAGAAGUAAAAAAAAGAAAAGACAAUGGUAUAAUAUGAUUUGAAUAAAGACGCGGAAUGUGAAACCAAGCGCUUGAGAUUUGCAUUUAUUUUGUUGAUUUUCGAUUUGAAUCCGAUAGAGACAGAAAAGGAAAGGAAGGGAACAGGAGAAAUGAGAAAAUGAGAAAGAUAAUUUCAUAAAAAAUAUUCAAAUGAUCAAAAGCCAAUUAAUGGUUGGACGUAUUAUGACAAUUUAACACAGUAUUAUGACAAGUAGUAUUUGAAGGAAGCGUCAGACUGGCCCCACCCUCCGUUGGGGAUUAAUCCCGGCCAGUAUAAGUCGGAUGAUGAUGAUUAUGAUGAUUACGUUGUUUUUGGUUUAGAAAGAAAUACUUGUAAUAAAUAGAAACGUAGCCUUAAAAGUCCAUUUUCUUAAUUAUAUCGCAGAUUUAAGUUUGGAACUUGAAUGUAGCGUCACGAGGAAGUCUAGAGCAAGGUAUUUUUUGUAAUGUCUUUCGGGCGUGUAUUUUGUGGAAAGCGCCAGUUUGCAGUUCGUUUUCAGAGAGUGAAAAAUUGUACAAGUCACUGUCUAGAAAGAUAGAGUAUUCAUAAUUCUUGUAGUAUUCACGGCAUUUAUAUUGCUCAAAUAAUUAAAGGCUCUUAUAUUU